Durusdinium trenchii is the source of this 1224-nucleotide messenger RNA. NCBI's taxonomy places the organism in Eukaryota, Dinophyceae, Suessiales, Symbiodiniaceae. The record is from the annotation of a GenBank genome assembly.
AUGCCAGGGCGAAUUUUGUCCUCCCUCUUGGGCAGUGACGAACCGCCUGGUUUCGACAGCCAUGUUUGGCAAACUUGCCGUGCACCUCAUUUCCAACCAGGCUUUGAAGUGAAGCUUCCUCGUCAUGAGCACUGGUACGACUUUGUUUCCUUCAAGAAAAAAAGGAGAGGCAACGAUAUGAACAAGUGUCUUUGUCCAGUGCUGGGUCAUUGUGUGCCCGGCUUUCAAUGCCCGCUGGGGGAGCACAUCGACAGCUCGAAGUGCUUCAAGACAGUCUCCGUGAAAUACCCUCCAGAUAGCGCGUACCAAAAUUGCAUGAAGAACAAGGAAGAGGAUCCAACGAAGAAAUGUCACUUGAAGAUCUUGGAAGAUCUGAAGAUACGGACUGGUGGUUGGAUGUUUUCUGGUGGUGAGGACCAUCCAAUUGCUUGGAAGGUGAAGGGCCUGGCCAAAGAUGCCGGAGUCAAACGAGGCUAUGAGCUCAUCGCCAUUGAUGGCAACCAAGCUGACUGGCGGGAGCCUGGCAUGAAGGCGUACUUGAAGGGCUUAAACUGGAACACCCCGCCGCGCAAUGCGGCGAUGGAAUGCGAACCUGGAGAUGGUUGCAAGACACCGAUCGUUUGCUAUAACAAGCCUCCUCCACCACCUCCACCUAUACCACCUCCUCUACCUCUUCCAGGCCUGGGUGAACCGGCCGCCCCCGUCUCCUUACAGCAGAUUGAGGCGCCUGUCCAGGAACCGGGAAUGCCAGCUUCCGGAGGACCAGGUCCCCCAGCCCUUGGACCAGGUCCCCCAGGCCUUGGACCAGGUCCGGCUGCACCUGUGGAGGCACCGCUGGAACCACCGGCACCACCACCAGUUCCUUGCUAUCCAAAUGGCCACAGCCUGACUUUCAAGGUCUCUGCUCCUGUGUGGAUGUUCUUUUCAGGGCCGAAGACCACCUGCAAACCUUUCCGCGAGACGUGCUGCUCAGAGGCUUCAACCAGGGGCAAGCCUGAGGACAUUUUUGUGGAAAGCUGCGCUUCCAAGGAGAUGUGCAAGCCACAAGAAAGCUGUGAUAAGAUGCCUGGAAGACCGGGCAUUUGCAAAUACCAGGUCACAGAGUUGAAGGGCGACUACGAUGAAGUGCAAGAAAAUGAGCAGAAGCAGGAAGAAGCUGCUGCCAAAUUAGAGGAGCAGGAACAGGAACAGGAGCAACAAGAAGAGGAAGAAGAGGGAGAAUGA